Botrytis fragariae is the source of this 276-nucleotide messenger RNA. RefSeq lists its product as uncharacterized. The record is from RefSeq and is a predicted model, not a curated record. NCBI's taxonomy places the organism in Eukaryota, Fungi, Ascomycota, Leotiomycetes, Helotiales, Sclerotiniaceae. The transcript is spliced from 3 exons. Bases 1 to 276 code for a protein of 91 amino acids.
AUGAGUAUAGAUUACACAAUUUACAUGGCAAUAUUCAGAUUCACCGCUAUAGUGGCAUCAUACAAUCAGAGACUAUUAAUCUUAUUUGGCUUGUUAUUUAUCAUAUUCACUUUCGGCGAAAGACUAGUACGGAUGGCAGAUUGCAAGGCUGUAGCUUGCUCUGUAAUUGCUAUUUAUACUCCUCCAACAUGUCGACAACAUCAAGGCAUAAUUUCAUUAUCGAUACAAUCGUCAAAAUCUAGAUCCAAUCAACGUAAGCAAAGAAUCGAAUAUUGA